Molecule: messenger RNA, 5589 nt
Organism: Iphiclides podalirius (scarce swallowtail)
Lineage: Eukaryota; Metazoa; Arthropoda; Insecta; Lepidoptera; Papilionidae
Source: the annotation of a GenBank genome assembly
AUGGAAGACGAUAGUCUUCACUAUCCUGCAGGGUGUUCAACAAUUAAUACAAGACGAGGCGGGAGUCGCCGAAAUAUACCAAGGGCUGUUAAUUAUCGUGAAAAUGAUACGGACCGACAACGACGGUUCAUGAUGUCGAGUCAACCUGGAAGCGGAAGGGGGAAAGCCUCCACGCAAAGUAAACACCGUUGGUUGCCAGAAAAUUCGAGAAUCAGAGAAGGCUUCAAUGCUCCCGUUAAAUUGAAAACAAAUUAUCAAUUGCAAGAGGAAAACGUAUACGAUAGGAGAAACAAACAAAACAAGCAGAAGAAAAUUGGGUUUAAGAUUUUAGAAGAAUUAGCAAAGUCCGAAAGCACUCUCCGCACUUGUCGACCUUUGAUCGAAAUUACUACACAAGAAUGUUUGAAAAGACUGAGCGAACAAACCGAGUUCGAACUUUCUGACGAAUACAAGUCGAAAUUAAGUGAAGUACGAUCUAUUUUGACGCAUCAUGAAAAAGAUGACCAGGAGAAGCCGAAAACUUCAAAGCACGUCCUUGAAGCUGACGACUCCGAGCCACCGCAAAACUUCCGUGAGCUGAGCGUUAUCCCGACUUGUGAGGAUCUGUUAGAGCGGCGGCCAUUUUUACGUCCGAACAUCGUAGACGGCGCCUACCACAACCUGGAACACUAUUUGGACGUGCAAUUCAGGCUGCUACGGGAGGACUGCUAUGGGCCCAUCCGGGAGGGAAUCCAUCAAUUUAUUGCGCAGCCUUCAAGGCAGAAAUACGACCAUGUGCGGCUCUUUCGAAAUGUUAUAUUUAUUGAACCAUAUGUUUCGGAAUUGAAAUCCGGGUAUUUGAUCCAAUUGCAUCAUACAGUUAUAAAAAGAUUUAAAAUGAUAAAAUGGGCGCAUAGCAAGCGUUUCAUAUAUGGUUCACUUAUAUUACUCACAAAAGAUAACUGCAAAAGCUUUAUUAUGGCCACAGUUCUGGAUCAUAACCCAAAAUACCUUGCACAAGGAAAGAUACCGGUAUCCCUGGUAGACAAUUCAAUUGGAAUGGAUAUUUGUUUUACCAGAGAAAGGUACACAAUGAUAGAAUCCGAAGUUUACUUUGAACCAUAUUAUCACGUUCUUCAUGCACUGAAAGAUCCAGAGUUUCCGAAGCAUUUGACGAUGAGCAAAUACAUUGUUAGUGUAGACCCGGAACCGAAACUACCAUGUUAUUUGCAACCAGAUGAUAGGUACGAAAUUAUUUGUGAAGACUUCAUUGAUGCUUCAUUCCAAGUGGCGGAUGCUAAUACCUGGCCCACCAAUGAACAGUUGGGCUUAAAUGAAAGUCAAUACGAAGCCUUUAAAUUAGCACUAACUCAUGAGUUUGCGGUCAUUCAAGGACCUCCGGAUUCUAUUGCUCGCAUCGGCAGCCAGUCCCGCAGCGAAACAAUGGAACAAUAUAACAUUUAUAAUUUAAGGAAAAGGUACCGUGCCGAUUAUUUAGGAGGUAGAAAUCUAUUUUAUGACGAAAAGAGCAAUUUAAAAAGAAUUCAUACGUAUCUCAAGAGUUUUCAAGAACGUCUUUAUUCUUUACCCAACCAAGUGUUAAGUUACGAGUGCGUGAGUCGAUACUUCGCGGAAAUCAAAGCCUUGCUUCGUUUUUAUGGCCGUGACGAUGAGGAUCCUUUGCAUCAAUGGCUAUUUGAAAACAUGGAUUGCAACGUGGAACUGUCAAAUCUUGAUGAUGACCAAGAAGAUUUCGUAAUAGAUGAAGAAGAUUCCAGAAACAAAAGGAAUGAUGUGUUAUGGGACUGCUUCGACGACGAUGUAACGAAUGUAAAUUUUAGUAGUGAUUUGGAAAAUCUCCAAGUCACUUUUUCCCUAAAGGAUGCAAUUGCGGAAAUAAAGACUCUUACGGCAAAAUACGGCAAAGCCAAAAAUGAAGAAGAACUUAGAUAUAUUCAUUCAAAAAUGUAUAUUUUGAAUGGUAAAAUCAAUCUAUUUAGAGAAAUGUCUGUUAAUCGUCGGCGAGAUCAUAACGUCCAAUUGAAUAUCAGGAAUCCGAAGCAAAUGACUACACUUGAUCGCUGGGUGUUAUACUUUACAUGGUCCGACUUUAUUGUUGCCGAGCUCAUGAAAAAUGUCGUGCACAUACAGGAAUCUUUUGUGAAAGCCGCUACAGAUUAUGAAGAGUCCAGAAUGAUAAUGGAUCAAGAAGUGUUAAAAAAUGUAAAAGUAAUUGGCAUGACAACGACUGCAGCUGCGAGGCAGAGGAAAUUAAUAACAUCAUUGGCACCACCAAUAGUAAUAGUAGAAGAAGCAGCAGAAGUACUUGAACAGCAUAUAAUAACUUCGUUGACUCGUAACACCCGGCACCUGAUUCUGAUCGGCGACCAUCAACAACUCCGCCCAUCUGCGGCCCAUAUGAAGUUGGCCAAGCAUUACAACAUCGAAGUAUCGCUGUUCGAACGGAUGGUUAUGAAUAAGAUUCACAGCCGGCGUCUCGGGGUUCAGCACAGGAUGAGGCCCGAGAUAGCCGCUCUAAUAUCGCCCCACAUCUACACGGACCUGGCGAAUCACCCGUCCGUGAAGGACUUCCCAGAUGUGCGAGGCAUGACGAGCAAUCUAUUCUUCUUCUCGCACGAUUACAAGGAAGAGGUAAUCGACGAGAGCUCCAGCAAAUCGAACCAAAAAGAAGCCGAUAUGGUCCUCGGAUUGGCAAAUUAUUUGAUUCAACAGGAUUACGCCCCUGGGGAUGUGACGAUCCUGUCUGCUUACUCCGGUCAAAUGUUUUACAUGCGAAAGGAACGCUCUAAAUAUGCUCACCUGCGAAAUGUAAAGAUUACCGUCGUGGACAAUUAUCAAGGCGAGGAAUCGAAAAUUAUCUUGUUGUCACUCGUCAGGAACAACGAUCAGGACAAAAUCGGUUUCUUGGGUACGGAAAACAGGAUUUGCGUGGCCCUAUCGCGAGCGCGGGAAGGUUUCUACAUGUUUGGAAAUAUAGACAUUCUAAGGAAAAAUUCAGAAUUGUGGGAAAAAAUUGCGUGCACAUUGGAGGAAGGUAGAUCACUGGGUAAAAGUUUGAAACUGCGAUGCGAACGUCACCUGGAAGAAAUCACGAUUUCGAACGCUGCAGACUUCGAUAAGUCACCAGAAGGGGGAUGCCUUAAAAAAUGCUCUUCAAAUUUGUCCUGUGGACAUCAGUGCCCCUUGAUUUGUCACGGAUACGAUCGGGGACACGUGGUCACGAAAUGUAUACAAAAAUGUGAAAGGGUCCUGUGCGAAAUCGGUCACGUGUGCCCCCUAAUGUGCGCGGUACCAUGCGAGCCCUGCAUAAAACCUGUCGAGAAGACCCUGAAAUGUGGUCACGCAAUGUCUUUGCCUUGUAGCUUGGAUAUCACCGACCCGUCCGUCAAGUGUAUCACUAAGGUCUCCGUCGUUCUGCCAAACUGCAACCAUGAGGUGCACAAGGUCUGCUAUCUGGACACAAUGUACGUCGUAUGUCCACGCCCUUGCAUAUACAGAGUUGAGAGCUGCGGUCAUGAAUGUGUGCGCUCUUGUCACGUCACUCUUGAUCCACGCCACGAAAAGUAUGUGUGCCCGAAGCCUUGCGCGAAGGCAAAACAGGGUUGCACCGCUAAUCUGCUCGGAGACAGGGGAGACCACCAGUGCACCAAGAAAUGCCACGAGACCUGCGACCCAUGCACUGUAGAGGUCAAUAAGAAACGAUCAAGCUGCAAGCAUUCGGAGCGCGUCCCGUGCAAUGUAGACGUGGACGUGACUUCUUGCAAAAAGAAAUGUUCGCGCUCACUGCCCUGCGGCCACUUCUGUAAAAACAAAUGCAGCGAGCCCUGCGGAAAUUGCACACAGAAGGUUAAUAAGACAAUACCCGACUGUGGCCACACAAUUAAAGUUGAAUGUAAGGCGCUUGCAAACAGAGAGCUGUGCACAAGUAAAUGCGAACGCACAUUGCCAUGCGGACACCCCUGUGAUCGGAUGUGCAAAGAUCCAUGCAAGCAAACUAAUUGCACCGUGAAAGUAGAUAAAGAUUUCAACUCGCCAUGUGGUCAUAAAGUUCGUUUGCCGUGUAACGUUUAUCACUUUAUUCUAAAUGAUUCAACAGCCCAGGACAUAUAUUUGCGCUACUGCGAGGAACCGUGUAAGGAAACGUUGAUGUGUGGUCAUAGAUGUCAAGGCACCUGUUCUAAAUGCUUUCAAGGGCGUAUUCAUGCCCCCUGCAAGCAGACCUGCCACCAAACGAACAUUUGUGGACACCAAUGUCAGGAACCAUGCAAUCAAGUGUGCCCCCCAUGCAAGCUGCCAUGCGAAGUGAAGUGUGCACACUCUCAAUGCAACAAACUGUGCGGUGAUGUUUGCCCGCCUUGCCAGGAGCCGUGCAGCCGGUCGUGCGCGCACGGCGAGUGCAGCCGCCGCUGCGGGGAGCCGUGCUCGCGCGCGCCCUGCGACGCGCCCUGCCCGCGGGCGCUGCCCUGCGGCCACGGCUGCCGCGGCCUCUGCGGCGAGCCCUGCCCCGACGUCUGCCGCGCCUGCCGCCCCGACCACUUCCCCAAGGACUUCCUCGGCGACGAGUUCGACGACGACGCCAGAUUUAUUAAAUUGCAAGACUGCACGCAUGUUAUGGAGCUUGAAAACAUGGAUACUUUCAUGAUGGCCGACAAAGAAACCAUCGCAAUACGAACAUGUCCCUUUUGCCGAAAGCCAAUUAUCAACACUAGCCGCUACAAGGACCUUGUGAACAAUACUUUUGCAAUGGAAAUCAACCCCGUGAAGGAGCGUGUUUAUGGAACUAAAGAAAAAAUCGAAAUUAAAAAGAAAGAAUUGUUGGAAAAACUCGACCAUUUAGGAAAUGAAUUUAGAAUCACUUUCAGGGAUUCCGCAGAAGGGAUAAGAUAUUUAAAAAGUAUUCUAGCAAAAGUAAAGUGCAAAGUGAAUUUAUCUCUUCUGAGCUUGGAAAUGCUUUCUAUUCAUUUGGAAAUAUUGGAAAUGAUAUUUCAUAUACACCAGAAAUAUGAACCUUCUAACACUAAUGAGCUAAAAAAUGAAAUAAAAGAACAAAUGACAACAAUAUUUAUCUAUUCAAAUGCAAAUAUAAACAAAAUAAGUCAACAACAACAAAAAGACAUUGGUAAUGAGAUUAAGAGGAUACACUCUACGGUUCAACUGAGCAAAAUAUUGAGCCAUGCAGCAUACAUGUUGGCGAAAACACACCCUAACGUGAAUCAAGCCUUGGCCGGAGCUAAACAAAGCAUACUUGGCUGGUGCGUAUUUAAUGAACAGAAAGCGGUUAAAUCCCUAGACGUGUUGCAAGAAGCAGUGAAACUCUCCGGGAUAGUGACUAAACAGGAACGGGACCUAAUCGUGAAGGCGAUCGGUCUCAAAGCGGGGCAUUGGUACAAAUGUCCAAAUGGCCACAUCUACUGCAUCGGUGAAUGUGGCGGUGCCAUGCAGGUCUCCAAAUGCAUCGAAUGUGGCGCCGCUAUAGGUGGACAGUCGCACACGCUGCUCAGAGACAAUGCCCACGCGCCCGAAAUGGACGGAUCUUCGUUCCCCGCUUGGUCUGAACAGUACAACAACAUGGCUAAUUUUCAUUUGGAU